Molecule: messenger RNA, 1282 nt
Organism: Leptinotarsa decemlineata (Colorado potato beetle)
Lineage: Eukaryota; Metazoa; Arthropoda; Insecta; Coleoptera; Chrysomelidae
Product: phospholipid phosphatase 1
Biological process (GO): phospholipid dephosphorylation; signal transduction; phospholipid metabolic process
Cellular component (GO): plasma membrane
Molecular function (GO): phosphatidate phosphatase activity
Source: RefSeq, a predicted model, not a curated record
CUGCUCUUGAAUUGAAAUUAUAGAUUACAAGUUUAUUUUCUAACGCAACGUCGUUAUAAUCAUUCAAUUUGAUUCAUAUUGAUUUGUUUUUCAAUUCAGUCAUAGAUGUGACGAUGCCGUUAAACUGUUUUGGAAAAUUCAAAAUUGAAAACUGUGCUGAAAAAUCCGAUAAGUGUGCCCCGCCUAGAAAAAAAUUUGUAGGGAGUAUUUUUGGCCUGCACAUUUCCCUGGCUAAUGUGAUAAACUUAUUUAUAAGUGCUGUCGUAAUCACACUCAUAAUCCUCACGGAAUAUGGAAUCAUCCCAGGAAAAAAAGUAGGUUUCUACUGCGGUGAUCCAUUGUUUUCUCACAAAUAUACUGGAGAUACCGUAACUCUAGAAAUAUUGGGUAUAACGGCAGUUCUUUUGCCGGUUAUAAUGAUCCUGAUCACAGAAACGUUGAUCCAUCAGUCAUUCAAAAGAAUCAACAUCUUCACGGCAUAUUUGCUCCUUAGAGACUGUUUGGUUGGAACCGUCGCCGUUCUGUUCCUUACGUCUAUGGCAAAAGUGCUCCUAGGAGAACACAGACCGCAUUUUUUCUACGUUUGUGAACCAGAUACAGCAAGGAACUGCACUGAGGGAACUUUUGUGAAAAGUUUCACAUGCACAAGUACCAAACAUAGUUUUAAUGAAAUCGCAGAUUCUUCCUUAUCAUUUCCUUCAGGACAUGCGUCGAUUUCUUGGUUCAUAGGAAUGUUCACGUCGCUGCAGGAAAACCCAAAAAAACCUGCAGCACCACAUCAUCUGAAGAUCUUAAUUUGCCAAUGUCCUCUCUUUCGUAAACCCAAAUGUAGGAUGUCUCCAGAGGCUCCAAUAAAUUCAAGACAUCGCCAGAAUACUUAGUGACACGACUAUCGUCAAAUUAGAACCAGUCUGUUUGGUCUUUGACCAAUGCGUAAUAAUGGUCAGAAUCAACGCCAGAAUAACAUUGAACAAUGACAGCAUGGAGAUUAUAAUAGUGAUCUGCUUGAUUGAAGUGUUCAUCUAUUUCGAAUCUUCGUAAGAGUUUGAUGCUUCGUCAAAGGUUGAGUCAUGUUUGAAGAUCAUCAGUGUUAUUAUUAGAUUGACUGUUGCCUCAGGUAUACUUGUUUUCUUAUAAUAGUUAUAAUAGGGGAGCCCCAGCGGGGAUUUAAUAAAGCGCAGCAGAUUAAUAUACAGGGGGAUACCUUGUACCGGGUUAAGUACCUCUACCAAAUAUUAGCCCCAUAUAUAAGGCCGCCUGUGAGGGAUAAAGAAUCAGAUUA